Episyrphus balteatus (marmalade hoverfly) is the source of this 3678-nucleotide messenger RNA. It is a transcript of the gene mas, whose product is annotated as protein masquerade. Gene Ontology annotation, biological process: proteolysis. The transcript has 12 exons. Lineage: Eukaryota; Metazoa; Arthropoda; Insecta; Diptera; Syrphidae. Bases 286 to 3438 code for a protein of 1050 amino acids. The record is from RefSeq and is a predicted model, not a curated record. Gene Ontology annotation, molecular function: serine-type endopeptidase activity.
GUAUUUUUGAGUUCGGAAUUUGUGUCACAUGAAAAUAAAAAAAAAAAAAAAAACAACAACAACAAAAGAAGAAGUGAAAUGAAGAAGUGUUGAGCGCAAAAAGGGAACACAAAGAAAAUUACAUACAAAUCGGUUGAUCAGUGGCUUUGUAAUAAGAGCUCACGAUCACGAUCAAAAAUCAAGAUCUUCCAAAGGAAUACAGAACUAAAAAGAAAACGAAAAAUAAACAUUAAAGAGAAAUAAUAAAGAAGACCAAGAAUAUAAGAAAAAAGAAGAAGCAGCAAAAUGAAUGAAGUGCUGACGGUUAGUAUAGCCGUUUUGUGCUGCCUGCUUAUCGCGAAACCGAUAGCUGUUAACUGCGAAGAAGAAUCAUUGGCCGGCAGCUUUCUUUCCGGCCUCCUAGAUACCAUAACCAGCACAGCUGAUUCCAAAGACUGUCCCGGAAUCUGUGUCCAUAGCUUAGCAGUGUUAAUAUGUGAUGAAGUUCUACACGAUGUUGCCUGCCCUUCGGCCAGUAUGAAAUGUUGCAUACAAAAUUCCGUAGCUAAAAAUACAAGUUCAUCCAAUCAAAGUCCAUCAACAACUUCAAAGCCGGAAACUACAACAAAACUUCCCACAACAACAACAACAUCAACAACACCCAAGCCAAAACCAACACAGAAAAAAGUACCAACAACAACGACAACAACUAAAAAGCCAGUCUUGUCUAAAAAACCAUUAAAAGUUGCUGAGAAAGAUGAUAAAGAUUCCUUAAAAGAAACUUGCAGUGGAGUUUGCGUUGCUGAUAGAAUCGCAGAAUAUUGUGAAGCCUAUCUAACCAGCUCGGGUCUAUGUCGGACCGGUAGCAAGUGUUGUGUUUCGCUGGUUGAGUUUCCCAAUGGAAAGCUACCAAAGGAUAUCUACAUACCAGCAAAACAUCAAAUGGGAAAUAAUAUGAUGAAUCAAACUGAAGAAAACAAAAAGAAUCCACCUACAAAAACAACAGGAUCUUCCCAAAGUACGACUUCAUCAACAACAUCAACGACUAUUAAGGUUACAACAACCACAACUCCCGAACCAGCUCGUGUGAAGACCAACUCUCCACCAAAACCCCACAAGUCUACAAUGAAGAAAGUUCCCGCUACCACAACAACCACCGAAUCUCCCCAAGAAGAUGAAACUUCGAACGAUGAUGAUGAUGAGCAAAAUGAAAACAACAACAACAAUAACGGACAAGUCCUUAAAGAAUGUGAAGGCGAAUGUUUAAGUGGCCUAUUUUCACUUUUUUGUGAAGAUAUUGACUCUGAGGCCUAUUGUCCUGGGGAAAGUAAUUGUUGUGUAAAUGAUGUUAAAUCUGAGGCUCCACCAACAACACCAAGCUACAAACCUACACCAGCAGCUAAGGUUCCUUCAAAGCCUGCCGCAAAGGUUCCACCAAAAAGUCCUGUAAAAAUCGCUCCACCACAAGCGCCAUCGCCAUCAUCUUCAUUGCAAUCGGCAGUCCAAGAUAUAUUAAUCUCGCAAUUUAUGAACUAUGCUGAAAAUACACUAACAGGUGGAGGAAGUACUACAAGCAGUAGCCCUCAGCAAAGACCUCCUCAACAACAGCAACAACAACAACAACAAUAUCCACAGCAACAAAAUAAUCAGAUUGGACCAUGUCCUGGUUAUUGUAUGUUACAUUUAAUGACAGCUUUUUGUGAUUAUCCUGCUGUGGUUAUACCACAAACAACGACUUGUGGUAAAAGCUCGGUUUGUUGUGAUAACACAAGAGCGGGUCCCCCAAAACAAAGACCUGGCAGUGGGCAGCUUCAAUCUCAGGCUCCUAAUCAACCACCUUCGGCUCCACCAUACGUUGUACCAAAUACACCAAGUCCUGAUCCACGUGAAGAGUGUCCAGGAUCAUGUAUUGUGAGCCUUUUGAGUUUUACAUGCUUCAAAAAUGCUGAAAUGACCAAUUUGUUCAAAUGCAAACGGUCUGGACAAAUGUGUUGCGCCCCAAAGAGCAAAAUUUUAGAGAAACAAGAUUUCAUGUCACGCAACGAUACGUAUGUUCACUAUCCACAAGCCCCACCACCGAUCGCAUAUCCUCCUCAACCACAGCCACCUGUCAAUCAGUAUCAGAAUUAUUUGCCAGCUGGACCACCACCGCCACCACCACCACAACUAGUCCAAUAUCAAACGCCAUCUGUGCCACAGCAUUAUCCACAAUAUGGACCGAUUCCAGCACCUCCAAUGUCAGUUCCUCAAGCUCCACCUCCACCACCGCCAACAACAACAACAACCACAACAACGACCACCACGACAACUGUCCGGCCACCAGUCUACUCCAAAUAUGUUUGCGGUGUUAAGGGUACUCGUCGCACCGGGCGCAGUCUUCGUUUGGACCACAUUAACUAUCGCCGCGAGAAAUACGGACGUGCAAGACGUCAAUUGCAACAGCAAAUGCGACAUCCUGUGUAUAUAAGUGAUGCUUCCACUGCAACAGCUUCAGUAUCAACAACAAAUAAUGGCAUCAUGAAGACCACAGAACGUCUAAUUCUCGGCUCAACUGUGAUCCCAAUCCAGAUCAAUAAUGACAAACUGGGUGAUUUGGUUUAUGGGGACGAGUACAUUGAGAACAAUCUAAUUAGACAGCCAGCAGCUUCUGACAGUAGUGCCAUUGAAAUUCCACAACAGCGGCCGGUGUAUAGUAAUUACAGUAUGCGUCGUCGCGGACGCGUUGUGGGAGGUGAAGACGGUGAUAAUGGCGAAUGGUGCUGGCAAGUUGCCUUGAUUAAUUCGCUAAAUCAAUAUUUAUGUGGAGCCGCUUUAAUUGGUACUCAAUGGGUGCUUACCGCUGCACAUUGCGUAACAAAUAUUGUUCGGUCUGGAGAUGCAAUUUAUGUCCGUGUUGGAGACUACGAUUUGACAAGAAAAUACGGUAGUCCGGGAGCUCAAACUUUAAGGGUGGCUACAACUUAUAUCCACCAUAAUCAUAAUAGUCAAACUUUGGAUAAUGAUAUUGCUCUUCUAAAGCUUCACGGUCAAGCUGAGUUAAGGGACGGUGUUUGCUUGGUCUGUCUACCGGCUCGAGGUGUCAAUCAUGCAGCUGGAAAACGUUGUACAGUUACUGGUUACGGAUACAUGGGUGAAUCUGGUCCAAUUCCAUUAAGAGUUCGUGAAGCUGAAAUACCCAUUGUAAGUGAUACAGAAUGUAUUCGUAAGGUCAACGCUGUGACGGAGAAGAUCUUCAUUUUGCCAGCUUCAAGCUUUUGUGCGGGAGGCGAAGAAGGAAACGAUGCUUGUCAGGGUGAUGGAGGUGGCCCUCUAGUCUGUCAAGAUGAUGGAUUUUAUGAGUUAGCUGGUUUAGUGUCAUGGGGCUUUGGUUGUGGUAGGCAAGAUGUGCCCGGUGUUUAUGUUAAGGUGUCAUCAUUUAUCGGUUGGAUAAAUCAAAUUAUAAGCGUAAAUAAUUUAUAGUUUUUAAGUUUUGAAUUUUCCAAAAAAAAAAAAAACAGAACAAUUUGGUUUCUAAAAUAAUGAUUUUUCAAUUACUCGAAUAAGAAUUUUUUUUAAGUUUCGAUAUUAGCAAAAAAGGGAAUUUUAAAUUAUUUUUUUUUACUUUAAGUUUCAAAAUUUUUAUAUACCAGUGGUAAUGAAUUUUCUCUGUUAAAAGAGAAAUUCGAAAAAAAAAAUGAAAUAGAGUGAUUAGAUUUAGAA